CUUUUUACAUAGCUGUCUGUUUUUGACUUGUUGUCGCGCACUGUUGAGGAGGGAGGUGAAAGGGUCGCGGGAGCGCGCAAGUUCGGGACUGCGCGGAAGUAGCCGGUGCGGUGGCCACAGGAUGGAGGAGGAUAUUUUGACCACCCUCAAGAUCUUAAUUAUCGGGGAGAGCGGGGUCGGGAAGUCCAGCCUUCUGUUGAGGUUCACCGAUGAUACAUUUGACCCGGAACUUGCAGCUACAAUUGGCGUUGACUUUAAAGUGAAGACAAUCUCUGUUGAUGGCAAUAAUGCAAAGCUUGCAAUAUGGGACACUGCAGGACAGGAACGCUUCCGAACCCUAACGCCCAGCUAUUACAGAGGCGCACAAGGUGUUAUAUUGGUGUAUGAUGUGGCACGGAGGGAUACAUUCACAAGGCUGGACAACUGGUUAAAUGAGCUGGAGACCUAUUGCACAAGAAAUGACAUUGUUAAGAUGCUGGUUGGAAAUAAGAUAGACAAGGAAAAUCGGGAAGUAGAUCGAAAUGAAGGGCUGAAGUUUGCCAGGAAACAUUCUAUGUUGUUUAUAGAGGCCAGCGCAAAAACCAGAGACGGAGUACAGUGCGCAUUCGAAGAACUUGUGGAAAAGAUCAUUCAGACUCCUGGACUAUGGGAAAGUGAGACAAAUAACAGAGGAGUUCGAUUGUCUAGUGAAGAUGGCGGUGGCAGAGGAGGGUCAUGUGGUGGAUACUGCUCAGUACUGUAGAAUUGUUAAUCGUUUGAUCUUCCUAUUUAAUCAAGCAGUGAUAGGUGUUUCUGUAUAUAUCCUGUAUCGCUCCUAUAGGGACCUUUUGGGAUUGCACAUCUUUGUUUGUAACCUAAAGAAACAAAUAUUUGUAGAAUGUUGUUAGGAAACUGUCUUUCCAGAGGAAUUCUAAGCAUGAAACGGUAAGAGUUCUUUUUUUUGUCAGUGGCAUGAACAAUAUAUUGCCUUAGCAAACACAGCAACAUAAAUGCCACAUUCAUGGUAGCUUUUUAAUCUUUUCUUAAUGACACAACACUGUUAAAAAUAUUUCCUGCUUUACUGUGACAUCUGUUUAAAAUUUACCGCUGUGCUCAUGGCCGAACAGAGGGUCUCUAUGGUUCGCUUGAAGCUUGUCCGUACAUCGUACUGAGGCAUAUGUCCAUUUCUCAUUUUGCCAAGAAGCCACAUGGCUACAAGAACUUGUUGUCGAUGCCCGUAAACACUAUAUUAUGCUGCUGGCGUUUGUAUGAUGCCCACCAUUGGAAUACUUUUUGCCUUCAACACAUUAAAACAAAGUCCCUUGAAACCUUCAUGCUAAAGCUCCAUGUUUGGCCCUGGUUGUACAUUUUUAACUCUUGUAUCAGCUGACAAAAAAUAUUAAAUCAUAAUCUUUCGGGGAGCACUUUGUGAUGAGCAUUUAGUUUAACUCUGUACUUUCUUAUUCUUAUAUUGUAAAGCAGUUGCAAGAAUUCAGUAUAAGUGGUUGUAUGCUUCAUCUGUUAAUAAAUGGCUUCAGCAAGCGGCACCUGGAAUAAAGCCGUAUCCAUGUA
Xenopus laevis (African clawed frog) is the source of this 1551-nucleotide messenger RNA. RefSeq names its product RAB18, member RAS oncogene family S homeolog (gene rab18.S). The record is from RefSeq and is marked provisional. Gene Ontology annotation, cellular component: Golgi apparatus; lipid droplet. NCBI's taxonomy places the organism in Eukaryota, Metazoa, Chordata, Amphibia, Anura, Pipidae. Gene Ontology annotation, molecular function: GTPase activity; GTP binding; G protein activity.